AUGGAAAACCAAAAUGGUAGAAACCAUCAAUAUUAUGUCAGCCAAAGCCGUGCGAGCCAGAUCUCUGCACACUACAAUUCUUCGGCUUCAACACCGUCAGCUGGACAGUUCAAGACGCCACUACUACCGCAACACAACAGAUCCAAGGCGAGCGCUCAGCCACUCGCUCACCCUUCGUACUUGGGAGAUGAACACCUCUUGACGUCACCCAUCUACGAGGGAUACCAGUAUGGCGGGAUGACAUUUCUAAACUAUCAGAACAACGAUGUGACGCAUCAGCAGCCUGUGUCGUCACCUCUUGGAAGCGCUGAUUUCGCAUACGGCUAUCAGCAAAUACCAUUGACCCACAGUUCGCAUCACUAUAACUCGUACAACAUACCAUCCAUGAGCAUCCCUUCGCCCUAUGGCGUACCACAUGCCAUCCAGGCAUUUCCUCCGAGCACAACUCACUACAAUGACCUGCGUACAUCGACGGCGGGACCCGGCGUGUAUGAGCCUCUCUCGUUCGACCAUCAAGCAUUUCAAACGCCAGGCUUUACAGCCGGCGACAGCAAUGAUAGCUGCGUAUUACAUGAUAGAGCUCAGCAGCAGACAAUAAGACAAGAAGAUAUCGCCGAUCUACGAGAACAGUUUGAUCGAUAUCAGACGCAGACCAAGGAGAUAUUCACCUUGGUCAGAGAUCGUCAGUUGAAGCCAACGGCGAGCCUGCUUCUCCAGAUAUCACGAUUUCUGAUUGGCAACGUCGCGGCCCUGGGACUUGAUCGUGACGACAAAGGACAGAACAAGGACCGACUCAAGCUCUGGGACACGUUCAACUACUGCUGGUUGACAGCGUUGCAUUCUCAACACAAAACGACCCAAAUCAUGAUCCAAACUGGGCAACAGUUGCCACCUGGGCAGUCAAUCAUGGACUCUGACGACCUCGAGACAUUGGGACAAGAGAUCGUAAAGCUUUGCGACAGUAUAGACAAGACCGGGUUGGUCGAUUAUCAGAUGGGCGUAGCAGAAGAACGAAUCGUGGAUAUCCUACUGAAAUGUCUAAAUGUGAUGGGUUCGCAAUCGCGAAAGAGAUCCAAGGGUUCUGGGUCGAGUUCAAGCGCUAGUGCAUCUCGCAGGUGA
Molecule: messenger RNA, 1119 nt
Organism: Aureobasidium namibiae CBS 147.97
Lineage: Eukaryota; Fungi; Ascomycota; Dothideomycetes; Dothideales; Saccotheciaceae
Exons: 2
Coding region: 1-1119 (372 amino acids)
Source: RefSeq, a predicted model, not a curated record